AUGCACAAGUACCGGCUGAUUUCCAAGAAGGGCGAGGGCACCUUCUCAGAGGUGCUGAAGGCGCAGUCCAUCAAGUCGGGGAAGCAUGUAGCAAUCAAAUGCAUGAAGAACCAUUUCGACAGCAUAGACCAAGUUAACAACUUGCGAGAAAUCCAGGCACUACGCAGGUUAGCUGGACACCCCAACAUCAUCAAGCUUCACGAGGUCCUCUACGACGAGCCGACAGGAAGGCUCGCCCUAGUCUUCGAGCUCAUGGACAUGAACCUCUAUGAAGCCAUCAAAGGGCGAAGGCAUUAUUUGCCAGAACAAAAAGUAAAACACUACAUGUACGAGAUGCUGAAGGCAUUGGACCACAUGCAUCGAAACGGCAUUUUUCAUCGAGAUGUGAAGCCAGAAAAUCUGCUGCUGCUCGACGAUGAGAUCAAGCUGGCAGACUUGGGCAGUUGCCGUGGCAUCUACUCUCGCCAGCCGUUCACAGAGUACAUCUCCACCAGGUGGUACCGUGCACCGGAAUGCCUGCUUACGGAUGGGUACUAUAACUUCAAGAUGGAUCUUUUUGCAGCUGGUUGCGUUUGUUUUGAGAUCGUGGCUUUGUUCCCUCUCUUCCCUGGACAAAAUGAGAUGGAUCAGCUUCAGAAAAUCCACAAUGUGCUGGGCACUCCUCCUGCCGAGCUUCUUGCAAGGAAGUUCCGGCGCAACGCCUCCCACAUGGAUUUCAACUUCCCCGAGAAGAAGGGCACCGGCAUCGAGCGUCUGAUCCCUCAUGCCGACCCGGAGCUCACCGAGCUCAUGAAAAAGCUAGUGAGGUAUGAUCCUGAUGAGCGCAUCCUGGCAAGGCAGGCGCUGAAGGACCCAUACUUCCGCGAGCUCCGAGAAGCAGAGAAGGAGAUGGCCACGGCUGUCGCGCAGCUCCAGUCGACCAGUGGUGGCUCGCGAAGCCGUGAUCCCAUGUCCAAGGCGGGCCUCAGCGCCACGAGCAGCGUGGCCAGCGCCGAGCAUGAGAAUCCGGAGCAGACCCAUGAGCCCAGUCGGAGCAGCAGCCCUGCGCCAGAGGAGUCGCGCAGCGGUGGACUCCCAACUAUCCGCCAGGAGAGACGCAAGAUGGGCGGAAUGGCAGAUAGCGAUGAUGUGCACGAUGAUGGCAUGGUCCUUCCACCCAUCGGAGGUUUGAAAGGCAAACGAGAUAGCAAGAACAAGACGCAGACGUUCAAGACUGCAGCGGCUGCGUCUUUGCAAAAACCCGGCAUGGUGCAUGGUACCAUGACGGUGCAUGGAUCUAUGGGAGCAGGUGUGCAUGGCGAGAAGUCGCUGGGGGUCUUGGGCACGUCCAAGGGGUUCAACGGGACUGUGAGCAGCACCACAGGAGGAGCUAACACCCAGUCCAGUAUGUCCUCUGGUGGCGAUCCGAUGUCUUCCACAAACCCGCACACUUGGACCACAACUGAUCACCAGGAUCACAUGCGCGGGGUGAGCUCAGGGUCCGGUACGACAGCCGUAGCAGACAAGAUGAACUCGACCUGGGCUCCCAACUCGCAGCGCAGGUACGUCUCGCCCUUCGGCGCGAAGAUGCCGGGAGGAGGGUCCAAGAAGCGCUAA
Symbiodinium sp. CCMP2456 is the source of this 1596-nucleotide messenger RNA. NCBI's taxonomy places the organism in Eukaryota, Dinophyceae, Suessiales, Symbiodiniaceae. The record is from the annotation of a GenBank genome assembly.